Molecule: messenger RNA, 7959 nt
Organism: Pecten maximus
Lineage: Eukaryota; Metazoa; Mollusca; Bivalvia; Pectinida; Pectinidae
Exons: 19
Coding region: 1269-6314 (1681 amino acids)
Biological process (GO): negative regulation of gene expression
Cellular component (GO): cytoplasm; nucleus
Molecular function (GO): transcription corepressor activity
Source: RefSeq, a predicted model, not a curated record
GUGGAUCAGAUAACAGAUGGACAGGACAAAGUGGAUCAGAUAACAGACAGACAGGACAAAGUGGAUCAGAUAACAGACAGUCCAGACAAAGUGGAUCUAGCCAAUCUGACAACACAGUACCAGGAUACAAGGAACGAUGGAAUGAUGAGUCAGGACAAAAUGUCAGUCCAUCACAGGUGUCAACAAGUGAACCAAUGGAUCAGAACAUUGACAGAGUUCAAGUUCAGACUAAGGUUUAUAGCAAUCCCAUUGGAGAUUCACAUGGAGGACGGAGUGUUGGAGCACAGAAUAUGGCAACAACAUCCCGCAGUACAGAGGGCCAAACAGGUCCAAAUGUCUCGACCAGAAAUGAUGGAAAUCAAAUAGAGGCAAACUCCACUGUUACAUUAAAGCUUGGUAGAUUUCAAACUAGAAUUUUGACAUCCAUACCAAAAAUAGUCGAGGAUUUAAGACAAAAAUUUAAAAAUUUGAAAUUAGAACAUGGCAGUCAUGGUCUUCACAUUGUUGGAGAUAAGACGACUGUUGUUAGAGUUAGCGCAGAUAUCCAGAGUCAGCUGAAGGAAAUAGAGAAAGAGAAAGUUAACUUGUCCAGCAGAUAUAUGCGACCUGAGCAGUUGAGCAUGUUAGGAGUCGGAACUGUACUGGACCAUAUACAGGAAUGUAUCAGACGUCAGCAUCUGGCAUGUUACCUAGGACAGGAUAAAGAUACUACAAUGGUGUAUGCUACUGUAGCCGACAUGGACAAGGUUCUCCAAGUGAUUCAGUCUGCCAUUUUCUACAGAGAAUUUGAGAAAGACGUCCCUUCAUGGAGGUUAUUCUUGGACUCACCAGAUGUACAGGAGGAGGUACGAUACUUGCAGGAGAAAUACAAUGGCAGGGUUGUCAUAACACAGGGAAGUUCAAUGAAGCUGGUAUGUACUUCUGAUCUUACAGAUGUAGUAUUAGAAAUUUUAAACAAAAUGAAAGAAGAUUUCUCACAAGUACGAACAAAAACAUUUCCGUACACACCAGUUGGAUACCUGACAGUAAAACUCUGUGCUAAAGUACUGCAAGAUCAUCUUGAUAGCAUAGAAAAGAAAUAUGGUGUUGAAAUUCAUCCCGUCCAGAAGAAAGAAAAACAGGGAUGGAAAGUAAAAGGUCCAAAUGGAACACUGAAGAAAGCUUGUGAUGAUGUGAAGAAACACACCGCAACAGUGACAGCAAAAAACCUUUGGCUUAAAGACAAGGUCAGCAAAGACUUCUUUGAAUCAAAACAGGGACAGGACUAGAUGGUGGGAGUUGGUGAGGAUACAGGAUGUCACGUGACCAUGGUGAAACAGGAAGUUGAUGUGACUGAAGGGAAAACAUCGAGGUCUGACAGACAAGGAUCAGCCACACAGCAAUCCUCUAAUCUGGCUGGACGUCGGUGGAGAACAGGAGAUGGACCAUAUGUAGCACUGUACUGUGGAGAUGGCAGCAAGUCUACAUCUGAUGUCUUGGUGAAGCUGGAAAGAGGAGACCCUAGUACAGCCAAUUUUCAUACUCUGGAUGAAAGGAAGAGUGGUGUUACUCUGAAUCUUCCUGACUGGAAAGAUGGAAACAACCUGGAAAAGAAUACAAUUCGUACACACUUUAAGAAAAUCAUGACCGCAGCUGCCGAGAGGAAGGCAACAUCUUUGACUAUUCUUUUGGAUGGCUGUAGAUCUAGUGGAUGGGGCGAAAAGAAAGCAUAUAAAUCACUAGUCAAAAACACUCUGUAUGUAUUAAAGAAGGAUAAUGCAGAGGCCUGUUCCUGUUCCUACUUCCUUGGUGACCAAGAUAUGUUCAAGUCCUUACGUGAUGUGAUUGAUGACAGCUUUAGAAAUGACACAUCCCUGACUAUAACAGAUACAACGGAGGAAAUUGGAGAGGAUUGGGAUGUUAUUGGUGAAAAUGAUAUCAGAGGAAAGAAACCUGUGAUUGUUCAAGGAGAACUAGCCAAAAUGACGAGUGAAGUCAUUGUAAACACAACAAGUACACAACUGAAGCUGGAUCAAGGUGCUGUAUCUAUGUCUAUACUGAUGGCAGCGGGCCCAGAAAUACAGCGAGAGUGUUACCAGUAUCAUCAUGGUGUAAAGUGGGGAGAGGUGGCUGUCACACAUGGAUACAAGUUGAAAUGUGAAAGUGUCUUUCACGGAGCGCUUCCACAAUAUUCCAAGGAUCAACAAUUGAAGUGUAUGAUACUGUUUAUGUGGAACUGUCUGAAGAAAGCUGAAGAGAGGAAAUAUAAAACAAUAUCAUUCCCUGCGCUGGGUACUGGUAUCCUUGGUUACCCCAGGGAUAAGGUGGCCCACACGAUGUUUGACACAGUGAACAACUACUUCCAGGAAAGGCCUGAUUCCUACAUUGAGUGUGUUAACUUUGUGGUUUAUCCCAGAGAUAAAGGUACAAUCAAGGCAUUUGAAGAUGAAGACAAAAAGCAAAAGGAAAGAAGCAGUAAAGGCAAAGUUUCUGUGCCAACACACCCUGUGUCAGAGAAGACUGGAGUACAGCUAAGGUAUGGAAAUGUCGACCUCUGGGUGACCCUAGGACAGAUCGAAAAGACAACAGCUGAGGGCCUCAUCAUCUUCUGGGAUUCAAAAACACUUUACGAAACUCCCUUACAAUGUUCCUACUUCAAUGAAACUGUAAAUCCAAGAGGAGUCAAGGAUCUGCAAGACAAACGAACAUCAAUGGUCAACAAAGGUGAGCUGGUAGUGACCGUCGCUGGUACUCUCAGUUAUAAAUCAGUCAUCCAUUGUCUGUUAAAGGAGGAUAAUCAUUUCCAGUUGGAAACUGUGAUGUCAGUCUUGACUGAAGCUGACAACUGCAAGCUAUCUUCUGUAGCCUUAUCUCUUAGCAAGACAGGACUAUGGACAAGAUCAAAACAAAUAAUUGUGAACCAAUUCCAUGAUGCAUUGAAGCAAUUUGAAGGACGAAACAAGACCUUGAGAUAUGUAGAAAUAAUAUCGGAUUCACCCGAAAUAUACAACUCCAUAGAAUCACUUAUCAGGUCUUCAUAUGGUAGCAGACUUGUGGAAAGUGAGGAUAUCCCCGGAGCUACAGGAGGUGUCCGGAGCAGACGUGAGGCUUUGGAGGAAACUUCUCACCAUAAAUUUGCUGAAAACUCCACUCAGAUGUCAGAUGAUGUCAAUUUAGUAGUUUCUAGCAAAUCAGAAGGCAGCAUUGAGAAGGCCAUUCAACAACUCAAAGACAAAAUCAAUGAUUUACAGGUUUUAAAGAAACAACAGUUGGAUCAAUCGACAAUCUCUACAGCUGCUUCUGACCCAACACCGCCUCCACGCAGGAAGAAGACUCAUACAGAGACAAAGCCAUUAACCCCAGAGGAAAGAGAUCCUCAGAGUGAUUCUGGCACCAUACUUACAAGGUCAGAAUAUGAAGAAAGGCGCUUGCUACUUACCUCCAACAGUUCUUCACCAUUAGAUAAAGGAACGAUAGAAAACUGGAUGGAGACAGUUCCUGUUUCAAAGUCUCAAGUUGUUUGUCCAUUCCAGGAUGAUAAUGAAGCACUGAUCAUACUCCAGUCUGUCAAUGAUGCUGAAAAGCUGCUGAAACGGCUGCAAGGAAGUGUUCAAUACACUGUGAAAAAAUUCCCCAGCCAGACUGUUCAAAACUUGAAAGCAGCAUUGAAAAAAUCUAUUGUGGAGACAAUCCAGAAGCACCUGAAGCCUGAUGAAAUAACGUCUGAAAUCUGUAAUGCAUCUGGAGCUGCCUUGAAUAAAGACGAAAAUGGGACAUGGAUUUUAAGUGGUAGCUUACCUGAGAUUCAGUGUGCCUACAGAUACAUUGUCAGCAUCGUGGCUGGUGGAAAUGGCCAAUAUGGGAACCAAAACAGUAGCCAUGGAGAUAGGAGUGGUGCUGGCCAAGGUGACAGGAAGGAAGAUGAUAUACAUAGUAGUCGGGAGAAUGAACAAAACAGGCAACCUAAAGCAGAUGACCUUGAUGGAGGACCCCGAGGAGAUACCACCAGAGGAGGGCAUUUACCAAACAGUCACUAUGAUACUAACCCUAAAGGUAAAAGGGAUGAUCCUCUGUCUCAGAAUACUGUCAGUCAUAGUAAAGGCCAGGAGCAGGCCCUUUAUACAGAAAACCAGCAGACUAAUGAACCAAACAACAGAAAAAAGGUCCAAAAAGGUACUUCUGUGGGAAAGCCUGUUGAUGACCGUUACCAAAGUGUUGGUGAUCAGCAUGAAGAUAUCAGAUCUAGAGUACAUACAGGAAGUCCAAAAGACUACCUGAAAGGUUCUGAUCAGGAGGAGUUAAAGAAGAUAUGUACAAAGUACAAUGAGAAGGAAUGUAGGUAUAUCAGUGAAGAGGAGCAGAUUAGAGAUGGAGGAAAUGCUGACCUGAUAAACAGGGAUGGUAAUCACAGACAUGGGAAAGUAGAGAGACAAGAACAAAGUCUGAAGGAGCACGAGUUAGGAAGGGAGGAUAAUGUGAAACAAAAAGAAGUAGAUUAUGAUAACAUGUCUAUGUACAACACUCCUGACAAUAAUAGGGAAGGAAGAGGUACUGACAGACAAGGCAAACAUUCAGAUGGAGAUGAUAAAACAGAAACAUUGACUUGUUCAUCAGAACAGUUUCAGGAAAUAUGCUUUUUCAAUCCUGGAAUUGCUGAACAAACGGAAGUCACGUUCAAUAAUAGUCGUACAGAAUGCAAUAUAUCCUACAGGUUUGGACGUUUUAGAAAUGCUAAGGAUCAGCUAAGACAAUAUGCCAGAAGAGAAAUUAGAAACCUGACCUAUACUGAGGAGCAAACAUUCCAACAUUACUAUGAACGUGAGAAGUUAAACAUGGAUACUAAGAAAAUUUUCUGUAAAUACAAUCACAUGUGCAAACAAAUUCAACUCGUCGGGGAGAACGAAGAUGUCGUUGAAAAGACUGCAUAUAUGUUAUCAGAAGCUAUUGGACGACCAUGUACCCAACCAGACCAGCAAACCACAAAGCACUGCACAAGAAGAAAGAAAAGUAACUUGCCGCCAUCUGGAUCUGAGGUACUGCAUACAAAGGAUGGAUCAUUGGUAUUUGUGUAUCAAGGAGACCUGCUGAAUUUGGAGGUAGAUGCAAUUGUAUAUGGUACAAAUUGCCGCGUUGAUGAUCUUCGUGGUCUGUCAGCUGAAAUUGCUCAAGCUGCUGGUUCAGAUUUUUUGAACGCAUGUAGAAAUGUGUUUCAUAAAGGGAACCUAAAUGUUAGUGACUGUUGCUGUACUACCGCUGGAAACCUACAUUACGAUUACAUCAUCCAUGCUGUUAUUCCAAUGUGGAGUGCUUACAAGAAGACAGGAACUAACCAGGGAACAAGGAAGACACUCUAUCAGGAUGAUCUUUGUAGAACCAUCAUGAACGCUUUGAAGGAGGCAGUAAAUGUUGCAGCUAAAUCUCUUGCACUUCCAGCCAUUGGAUAUGGAGAAGGUAAAUCGGAUGAUGUGGCUGCUGCAUUCAGUGACGCUGUGAAGCUAUUUUCUGAAAAGUACAGGAAAUCUUCAUUGAAACAAAUCCACAUCGUUGACCAAAACUCUGAUAUUCUGAAAAAGAUCAAGGAUGAGCUUCUGCAGGCCAAGGAGUGGAAUCACACUACCCCACCAGUGACUACCAGAGGAAGAAGCUCACAACAUGUAUCUGGUGCUCCCUGUGUAUCAGGAUUGUAUACAAACCUAUCUAAUUACCCCCGGUGGAUGGCAAAAUCUGAAACUGGUAGAACAUGCAUGCUAUCUGAAAAGCUGAAUGUGUGUAUCGUGAAAGGAACAUAUGUUAACGCACAAGCAUCAGCUCUUGUAAGUAUAGAGGAUGAAAUGUUUCAAAGUAAGCGAUUUGUUGCUAGGGAAAUUGCAAAAGCAGCAGGUGAAGAGUACAAGAAGGAAAUAGACAAGUUGCGGAAGAAUAAAAAGAAAUAUCAGAUUUCAGAUGUUGUUUGUACUGGUGCAGGGGCAAUACAAAAUGUUAGGCAUGUAUUCCAUGUGAUAGGACCCGUUGCAGAUAAAGACAUAUCUGGAAAAGCUGAGUUAUUCGAGGGUUUUACUGACAACAUCAGAGCAUGCAUAUCCAGAGUGCUCCAAAAAGUGGAUGAAAAGAAACUGGAGUCUAUUGUUCUACCAUCUUUUGCAUCAGGUACACUUCAACAUGGUCAAACUGAAAAGGUGUGGGAGAUUUGUAUAGAAGAGGUGGAGAAGUUUGCAGCCAAGCAAAGCUCUAAAUCAACACUGAGGACAAUAUUUCUCGUGGGUGGACCUAAUGAAGUACAAUUUUUAUUGCAAAUCUUUGAUUCAAAGAUAACACACACGGAAACUGUGGUUUAAUAGCUACAAGUACUUCACACAGGAUUGAAGUUUUGAGCAAUCCUUAAACACUUCAAUAGAAAGGAAUUUUUAAGAUGAAAGAAUGAAAAUGUAGAAAAUAUAUUUUAUGGGAACCAAUAUAAAGACUUGAUGGUGGGUGUGAUUAUUUCUCCAAACAUUAGCUUGAAUUCCAAGUUUAUGGAUGAGUAAACUCGAUAAACACAUUCGUACUGAUUUUCUUUGCAUUGUUUUGAAUGUCCGAGUUUGGAAUGUUAUGCAACGGCGAGCCCUUAUAUAUAAUCUCCACACUGUCACGCUUGCAGCUUUACGCUUUUCAGAAGUGCCUGCCUUUUAUAUGUUAUUACAACCUUUAAUGUUCCAAUAUAAAGAUUCAACAAAAAAUAUUCUUAUUUUGUAUGUGGACUUUUACCAUUAGCUUAAACAAUAUCAUCUUUAGAUAUACACUUGUAUUUGAACAAGUAUGAAGGCAUUUCAAAUUGGCUGAAAUUUUUUCUUAUUAGCAUGAACUAAUAUAUUAUUUUUAUACACCACAGUUGGAUAACAAUUAGGCAUAAAGUGUUUUAUUAUUUCAGCCGUUGUUAUUUUUUUAUCUAUUUUAUUUUCUUCAUGGAAGAAAAUGCAGUCGAUUUUAGGUAAUUUACAUGAAAUUAAGAUAUUAUCAUACAAUGUAUGUCAUAGGCAGAUAAUGCACAAUCAUAAGCUUAAAAGCAUAUCUUCAAUCAUCUGGACUAAAAUCAUUUUGAUGACAUUUGCUAUCUGAAGAUAAAACAUAUUCCUUGAAUGGUGUUGGUGACACAAUAACUUUGGUAAAUGAUCUACCAAAUGUAUUUUACACCUUCCCUCCUUCUAACCAUUACACCCGGUCUUGUAACAGCAAAACAUCCAUAUACAUAUGUACAAGGUAUUAGACAGAUGAUCGACAUAGAAGUUGAAAUUUGCUAUGAACAUUUCAUAUUUUGGUAAAACAUUUACCUGACUUCUACAUAAAUAUUGAUACAUAUUUAAAAUCCUUCCAUUCCAUAGUCGUAUGAGAUCAUGUACUGAUGUUCCACAUCUUUAUUUGAACACCCGAUUUUUAUUAUUAUUUAAUGUUUACAUUAAUUUAAAAUUGAUAGAUAUGUUCUUUUUACCUUGCAUAGCAAAGUAUCAUUUUAAUAGGUUGUGAGUGUAUUAAACCUUGUCACAAUAAACCGAUUAUACAGUUAUUUCAUAGAACAUACUUAUACUUUGGGCUCCUUUUAGGUACCUGUAUAUUUACUAUAUUAAUGUAAACUAUAAUACAAUCAUUAACACAGUAUCAAUAUAUAUGUUUAAAAAAAUGUCUGUUUAUUAUCAUCUGACCCGGAGGUUUAAGUUGACCUAUAACCAACUUGCUUCGUCCGCCGUCGUCCCCCAUGCACCGUCAGCCAUGCGCCGUGCAUAAACUUUUCACAUUUCAAUCUUCUCAAUUCCACCAAUGGGAUUCAGCUCGCUCUUAUCUGAAAUGAUUCUGGGAUGGUAUUGAUAAAGGUGUUGUUAUUUUUCGGGACAGUCCAAAAUCCGCCAUAGCACCCAUCUUGCAAAAUACAUUUUAAACUUCUCCAGUUCCAGAUGGAAAUUGGUGAGGCUGUUAAGGAAUGGAAGCCAACAAAGUGCUCAACCUUAU